Molecule: messenger RNA, 1217 nt
Organism: Zophobas morio
Lineage: Eukaryota; Metazoa; Arthropoda; Insecta; Coleoptera; Tenebrionidae
Product: B1 protein-like
Exons: 4
Coding region: 256-648 (130 amino acids)
Molecular function (GO): odorant binding
Source: RefSeq, a predicted model, not a curated record
CAUGAAGUCUGUAACCCAGUUGUGAUCAACUCGUUCAAGCCAAAACACCAAAAUGCAGACUUUUGUUUUUUCGUGUCAUCAUCAUGGUAGCUUCGGUGCUAGAAAGUUUAGGCGGACAAUCUCUAUCAAAAGAUAGUGAUGUUAUAAAUACAAUGAAGGAGGUUCUAAUCCUGAAGUUCCGAAAAACACGAUAAACCAGCUAUAUAAACCGUCUCAAUCAACCACCAUGAUAGUAGUCACCAACCACACACCAAGAUGAAAAUUUUCGUUUGUCUUUUCUUCUUCGCUGUCAUCGCUACAACUUGGGUCGUAUCAAACGGAUUAAAAGAAAAAUGGCGAAAAUUUCCAGCUCAGUGCGUAAACGAGACAAAAAUUUCGGAAGAAUCUCUUGACAAGGUGAUCAAUCCGGGACCCACAGACGACGUCACACUUAAAGCAUACACUCUGUGUUUAUUUAAAAAAAUGGAGAUCGUAGGCGAAGAUGGAACUUUCAAUAAGGAGAACUUCAAAAAUAUGCUUCUGGACAAUGGAGUCAGUGGAGAAGACGCGGAACGUUUGGUCAAAAAAUGUUCCGUGAAGAAAGACCGGCCGGAAGAAACAGCCUACGAUGGCUUUGUGUGUUGGUCCAAAAAUGGAACUGUGGUUUGAGUUACGAUAUGUUUUUCACUGUUACAAGUUAUUUUAAUAAAGAAAAUUGUUAAAGAAAAUUACAAACGAACAAUUCAACAGCUGCAAAAAUUCAUUAGGGUUUUCCCGACGAUUUUUAGGCUCGGCAUGGUUUAAAUUAUAAUAAUUAAUAACCGUUUUUUUGUGCUUGAUUAUACCAGAGAGGGUUUUCCGAGGGUUUCCCCAAGAAUGCAGUGCAAUUAAAUCCUACCACUGUCCUGAAAUAGUACUUAGGUAUAAAAGCGCCGAAAGAAACUACCAAAUUAGUAGCCAUCAAUUCGCACAAGACAUACCUCCAAAAUGAAGAUCUGUUUUUGUCUUUUCUUUGCAGCCCUCAUCGCUGCCUCUAUGGCACAGAGUCUGCAGGAGCAGGUGUACCGAUUCAGCGAAGAAUGCAAAAGACUGGUUGGUUUAUCGGAUGGGAGUGUGGGGUAUAUACUCAGGACUACUGGUGAUCCAAGAACCCAGGCAUAUGUAUCCUGUAUUUUGGGCAGAGCUGCGAAUUCUUAAUGUAUCCAUAAACAAAUACAUAAAUAAAUAAAUAAAUCUUA